AUGUCUAAUUAUAAUAGAAUAAGAUUUUUAAAUUCAUUUAUCAGCAGUCUUAGAACAAAGAAGCACGUUGUCGUCACUGAUACUCAACAGAGACGUGGUGCCUCUGUUUCUAUCCUUUUGAGACUAAAGAGCAAUGAAACCAAUACCAUACCUAUUAGUAAUGUAUUAUAUAUCGUUAUCAUAAAACAACAAAGUUUCUCGGAAUGUUUGAGUAAAUACCUCAAGACAUCGAUCGAUAUGACCAAUGGUGACCUUACAGUUCAAGUACUAUUCGCAAAGAAAUCACAGAGAGGAAAACGUAGAGGUGAAGUCUGUUUUCCUGGUGGUCAUUUAGAGAAAGGUGAAUCACCACUUGAUGCUGUGGAGAGAGAAGCACAAGAAGAAGCUGGUUUAAACUUGAAGGAUAUUCGUAACUAUUCAUUACUUGGUAGAUUAGAUGAUAGAAUAACAUUCGAUCAAUUGGUAUUAUAUACUUUUGAUGAUUUCGGAUGGGUAGAUAUCGAUCAUUUCUUGACGGAGAGCAGUGCCGACAGUAAAUGGAGUCCAAUCAUCGAGUUUCAUUCACUUACAUCGAUGUCACAGAGAAGAAUAGUCAAUCCUAUCUUGAAAUCUUUGUUCAGAACAUUCAGGGUGCCCGUUACAAGAUUACCGAUUCAAACAUCGACAUUCAAUCUUUGGGGACUCUCAUUGGAACUUACCAGUGAGCUCGUAAAGACAGUCGUUAAAUCAUCCAAUAUUCCAUCGAUCGAAGAGUCAAACAAUCGUAUCAUGUAUCAUAUAUUCCACCAUCCAAUUCCCUAUCUAGCGUUGUUAGCAGUAUCGAUUCCAACUGCUAUCUAUUUCAUAGCGACAAAUAAUAAAAAUAAAAGAUUUAUUUAA
This is a messenger RNA of Heterostelium album PN500, 879 nucleotides long. RefSeq lists its product as uncharacterized. Lineage: Eukaryota; Evosea; Eumycetozoa; Acytosteliales; Acytosteliaceae. Bases 1 to 879 code for a protein of 292 amino acids. The record is from RefSeq and is a predicted model, not a curated record. Gene Ontology annotation, molecular function: coenzyme A diphosphatase activity. The transcript has 5 exons.